AUGAAUAAAUCAGAAUUUAUAACACCAGUUAAAAAUAUAUUAUCAAGUUAUAAUAAAUAUAAAAAGCAAGAAUUGUUUAACCAAUUUGGAGAAUAUCAAUAUUAUUAUGCUUAUCAUAAAAAUUUAAGAACAAUUAUAAAAAGAAAAAGAAUUUCCGAUACAAAUGAAGAGGAAUUUAUAAAUGUACAUAAUUAUCCUAGAUUGGAUGAAACUGAAAUUAAGAGUUUUGCAAUAAGUUACACAAAAAAAUUGAUGGCAUAUCAAGUUAUAUUAGAAUCUGGACAUUGGAGAGUAAGAUUUAAAUAUGUAAAUGGAACAGAAAUUUAUGAUGAAUUUGAUUUUGAUGUAUCAUCGGAUUAUGCCUUUGUUUUAAAUGACACAGGUUUUAUUUAUUCUAACAAUUCAUAUAACAAUACAAUAAAUGGAAUAAAAUAUUAUGAUACUAGUAGUCAGUCAUUAUAUUUUCAUAAAUUUGGAACACAUGAAAGGAAUGAUAUAGAAAUAUUUCGAAAUAAUAUUUCAGAAGACAGCGAUGUAACGGCUAAGGUAUCAGAUGAUGGAAAUUAUUUAUUUGUGACAUUAUAUAAUGCUCUAAACAGUACAUCUGCUUUAUAUUUUUAUAAUCUUAAAAAUGUACAUGAUUUUAAGAGUAAAAUAGAACUUAAUCAUUUGAUUGGUAAUUUCGAUGCAAACUAUGAACUUUAUUCUAGUGUUGGAGAUAUGGCAAUUAUUUAUACAAAUAAAUUUUCUUAUAGUGGUAGAAUUGUGCUUGUAAAAAUUCAAAAUUCACAUCAAAAUGUUGAUAAUGCUGAAAUAUUUAUGAAGGAAGAAAAAGAUUUAUACAUUAAAAAUUUUUUUUCUGUUGGACAAGAGUUUUUGGUAUUACUUUGUAUCAAAAAUUCCCAAAGUUUUUUCAAACUUUAUAAUAAAAAUAGUCAAAAGUGGAUGAAAGAUAUAUAUGUUGGUGAAGGAUUCAUUGAACAUGCACAAGGAGAUACAAGUCAUUAUAAUCUUCACUUUUUAUUUAAUAAUAUAUAUACGCCAACAAGUAUAUAUAAAAUUAAUUUUGAAUCUGCUAAAAAACAAAGAGUAAAUGAACUUAAACCAGAAAUAGUAAUAAAAUCUAAUUUUGAAAAUUUAGAUACUUCUGAUUUUGUUAUAAAAAAAGAAUAUUAUAAAACUAAAGGUUGUAAAAGUAUACCUAUGAUAAUGUUUCAUAGUAAAAAUUUAAAGCAAAAUAAAAAAAAUCCUGUAAUUGUAGAAGCUUAUGGUGAUUUAAGUGCUUCAUGGCAUCCUCUCACUUCAUUAGUUAAAAUGUUUUUUGUUAAAGAAUUUGGUGGUAUUUGGUGUAUUCCAGGUAUAAGAGGUAUAGAAGGUUUAGGUAAAAAGUGGACUUUAGACGGAAAAAAACUGAAAAGAAAAAACAGUAUUGAUGAUUUUAUUUAUGCUAUAAAACAUUUAACCAAACAAAAGUAUACUACAUCAAGUAAAAUUGCUAUUUAUGGUGAAGGUGAAGGCGGUCUUUUGACAACUGUCGUUUCACAACGAGAACCAAAGCUUAUUGGUGCUGUUGUAGCAAAAUCACCAUUAUUAGAUACAAUACGAUAUGAUAAAUUAACUGAAGUUGAUUAUAUUAAAGAAGACGGGUAUGGUGACUUAGAAGAAAGCAAAUAUUAUAAAAAUUUAUAUUCAUUUUCACCUUAUCAUCAAAUGGAUAAAUCUUAUACUUUUAAAAAACAAUGGCCAAGCACUUUAAUAAUUCAUCAUUUACAUGAUUUUACGUAUUUUGUUCCAAAUACAACAAAAUAUUUGGCUAAAUUUUAUGAACUUAUAAAGAAAAAUAAAAAAUUACGUUAUGCUAAUCCAAUGAUUGCAUACAUCAUGAAUAGAGAUAAUAUUUUUGAUAUAGAAGGAAAAACUGAUUAUUUUGAUUCUGAAAUAGAUGAAUUUUAUAGAAUGCUUCUUUUCAUUCAACAAGUAUUAGAUUUAAAGUUUGAAAAAUAA
This is a messenger RNA of Strongyloides ratti, 2004 nucleotides long. RefSeq names its product Prolyl endopeptidase. Gene Ontology annotation, cellular component: cytosol. Bases 1 to 2004 code for a protein of 667 amino acids. Gene Ontology annotation, biological process: proteolysis. Lineage: Eukaryota; Metazoa; Nematoda; Chromadorea; Rhabditida; Strongyloididae. The transcript has 2 exons. The record is from RefSeq and is a predicted model, not a curated record. Gene Ontology annotation, molecular function: oligopeptidase activity; serine-type endopeptidase activity.